Labrus bergylta (ballan wrasse) is the source of this 7988-nucleotide messenger RNA. NCBI's taxonomy places the organism in Eukaryota, Metazoa, Chordata, Actinopteri, Labriformes, Labridae. The record is from RefSeq and is a predicted model, not a curated record.
GUCAGCCAUUUUUUAUGUAAGGGGAUUUUUUUUCUUAUUGGGGGGGUUGUUAAAAAAUAAAUAUAAGAGGGCGGCCAUCUUUGUAGCUCUGCCUAGUGUAAAAUAUUUCAAAACGCCCCCCACUUUUUUUUUUCCCUGUGCCGAUUUGAAUAUUAAAUAAAUAUCACACAUUCGAGCUAGAAUCCGCUUCUUUUUUUUUUUUUGCAUACAAGGACGGGAGCCAAAUGACAGGAAUAUAAUGUCCUCUCCUCUCCGGUCUUGUGAGGAAGACGAGGGCAUGGUGGUUAAUUCCGAGGGAGGAGAUUUUGAUGAAGAAGACGACGACGGAGACGGAGACGGGAACGCAAGCGACAUAAACUCGCCGGCGGCGCCUCGGGAAACUGCAACAGCGGCAGCCGCGCCAGAGGAAGAACCAGAGAUAUCAGACAGAGAGGUCCCAAUCCGGAAGAAAGGGCGACCGAAGAAGAAGAAGGACACAAAGAAGAAAGACAAAGAAGGGAAACCAGUGAAAGCAAAAAAACGCAAGAAGAUUGACAGCGAUGUAGAGAAAGACUCAGACAGAGAAAGGGACUACGGUGAGAACUCGGACAGCGUAGCGAGCGACUAUGGCUCCGGAGAGAAAAAGAAGAAGAAGAAACAUAAAGAAAGGAAAGAGAAGAAAACCAAGAAGAAGAAGAAAGACGAUGGGGACAGAGACAGCAGUCAGGAGGAGACAACGAAGCAACCAACAGAGCAGAAGACCUCAGCUCAGCUGGCAAAGGAGUGGGGUCUAGAGGAUGUUGACCAUACCUUCACAGAGGAGGACUACAGGGAACUCACCAACUACAAAGCCUUCAGUCAGUUCAUGAGGCCAAUGAUAGCCAAGAAGAACCCCAAAAUCCCCAUGUCCAAGAUGAUGACCAUCCUGGGGGCCAAGUGGAGGGAGUUCAGCUCCAACAACCCCUUCAAAGGCAACGCCGCUGCGGUCGCUGCCGCCGCCGCCGCCGCUGCUAUCGCUGUCGCUGAGCAGGUCUCUGCGGCGACGGCCUCGCCUGAGCCACCUCCACAGCUACCGCCACCGCCAAUCAGAAAGGCAAAGACAAAAGAGGGAAAAGGCCCUGGCUAUAAGAAGCGUAGUAAAAGUCCUCGAGUUCCAGACAAGAAGAAGGCUUUGGCUGUAGCAAAGGCUAAAAAGAUGGCACCCAUUAGGAUCAAACUAUCGCCUAUUGGUGCCAAGAGGAAGAAAAGUUGCUCAAGCGAGGACAUGGACGAAGACGAGUCGGAGCAGGAGGACUCUAGCGUUCACAGCUCCUCGGUCCGCUCCGACAGCUCCGGCAGGGUCAAGAAGAACAAACGAGGACGGCCGGCAAAGAAGAAGAAGAAAAAUGUCUCGCUGCCUCCAGUCCCAGGUGAGGAGGAGGGCGACGGCUACGAGACGGAUCAUCAGGACUACUGUGAGGUGUGUCAGCAGGGCGGAGAGAUCAUUCUGUGUGACACUUGUCCUCGAGCUUACCACCUUGUCUGCCUGGAGCCCGAGCUGGACAAAGCCCCUGAGGGCAAGUGGAGCUGCCCGCACUGUGAAAAGGAGGGAAUCCAGUGGGAAGCGAAAGACGAGGACUUUGAGGAUUACGAGGAGGACAGCGAGGACCGAGUGAUAUCAGAGGUCUGUGCGGGGCUCCCUAGCGGUGCAGGGGCCGAGGAGGAGGAUGACGACCACAUGGAGUUCUGUCGGGUGUGUAAAGACGGAGGAGAACUACUGUGCUGCGACACAUGUACCUCCUCUUAUCACAUCCACUGUCUGAACCCGCCGCUGCCGGAGAUCCCCAACGGAGAGUGGCUGUGUCCACGAUGCACGUGCCCGCCAAUCAAAGGUCGGGUCCAGAAAAUCCUCCACUGGCGAUGGGGCGAGCCUCCGCCUCCCAUUCCUGUCCCCCCCGCCCCUGACGCCCCACCCGACGCUCCUCUGCCGCCUCCAAUGAAGGGCCGAGCCGAGAGGGAGUUCUUCGUCAAGUUAGCCGCGCAGUCGUUCUGGCACUGCACCUGGAUCACCGAGCUGCAGCUGGAGAUCUUCCACUCUGUGAUGUACAGAAACUACCAGAGGAAGACGGACAUGGACGAGCCGCCCAGCCUGGACUACGGCUCGGGCGCAGAGGAUGAGAACGGAGUGGGGAAGAGCGAGAAGAGGAGGGCCAAGGACCCCCAAUACGCCAUCAUGGAGGACAAGUACUACAGAUACGGCAUCAAGCCGGAGUGGAUGAUGAUCCACCGCAUCAUAAACCACAGUGUGGAUAAGAAGGGAACGUACCAUUACCUGGUUAAAUGGAGAGACCUGACAUACGACCAGUGCACCUGGGAGAGAGAUGACCUGGAAAUCCCUGACUUUGGGAUUUACAAGGGCAACUACUGGAGACACAGAGACACGAUAAUGAAGGAGGAUCCGGACAAACCGAGGAAGAUGAGGAGCAGGAACCAGGAGGAGGGAGAAGAGGAGGAGUCUCCGGCCUCACCAGUCACUGAUCCGACAAUAAAAUACGAGGAGCAGCCGGACUUUGUGACAUCAACAGGUGGGACGCUGCACCUGUACCAGCUGGAGGGUCUGAACUGGCUCAGGUUUUCCUGGGCUCAGGGUACAGACACCAUCCUGGCUGACGAGAUGGGACUUGGCAAGACCAUCCAAACCAUUGUCUUUCUGUACUCGCUCUUCAAAGAGGGUCACACUAAGGGUCCGUUCUUGGUCAGCGCUCCGCUCUCCACCAUUAUCAACUGGGAGAGGGAGUUCGAGAUGUGGGCACCUGACUUCUAUGUGGUGACGUACACAGGAGACAAGGACAGCAGAGCCAUCAUCAGAGAGAACGAGUUUUCCUUCGAUGACACGGCAGUCAAAGGAGGGAAGAAGACCUUCAAACUGAGGAGAGAGGCCACAAUCAAGUUCCACGUGCUGCUGACCUCCUAUGAGUUGGUGACAAUCGACCAGACGGCGCUGAAGUCCAUUGACUGGGCCUGUCUGGUUGUGGACGAGGCUCACCGCCUUAAGAACAACCAGUCCAAGUUCUUCAGGCGCCUGAACGAUUAUAAGAUUGACCACAAACUGCUGCUGACAGGAACUCCUCUGCAGAACAAUCUGGAGGAGCUUUUUCACCUGCUCAACUUCCUCACACCCAACCGCUUCAAUAACCUUGAGGGCUUCCUGGAAGAGUUUGCAGACAUCUCCAAAGAGGACCAGAUCAAGAAGCUGCACGACCUGCUGGGGCCUCACAUGCUGCGGAGACUGAAGGCCGACGUGUUCAAAAACAUGCCGGCAAAGACCGAGCUGAUCGUCAGAGUUGAGCUGAGCCCCAUGCAGAAGAAAUACUACAAGCUGAUUCUGACAAAGAAUUUUGAGGCUCUGAACUCAAAAGGUGGAGGAAACCAGGUCUCCUUGCUCAACAUCAUGAUGGACCUAAAGAAGUGCUGCAACCACCCCUACCUCUUCCCCGUUGCCUCCAUGGAAGCUCAAAAAAAUCCCAAUGGCGCUUACGAGGGCUCUGCACUCACAAAGGUCGGGAAACUGACGCUGUUGCAGAAGAUGCUGAGGAAACUGAAAGACCAGGGGCACCGAGUGCUUGUCUUCUCCCAGAUGACUAAGAUGUUGGACUUGCUGGAGGAUUUCCUGGACCAUGAAGGUUAUAAGUAUGAACGAAUUGACGGCGGAGUCACGGGAGCGCUGAGACAGGAAGCUAUCGACCGCUUCAAUGCUCCUGGUGCUUGUCAAUUCUGUUUCCUGCUCUCCACUAGAGCCGGAGGUUUGGGCAUUAACUUGGCCACCGCCGACACGGUCGUAAUCUUCGACUCUGACUGGAACCCUCACAACGACAUCCAGGCGUUCAGCCGCGCCCACAGGAUAGGGCAGGCCAACAAGGUGAUGAUUUACCGCUUUGUGACGCGGGCUAGCGUGGAGGAGAGGAUCACGCAGGUGGCCAAGAGGAAGAUGAUGCUGACCCACCUGGUGGUCCGGCCAGGUCUGGGAUCCAAAGCCGGCUCCAUGAGCAAACAGGAGCUGGAUGACAUCCUCAAGUUUGGAACAGAGGAGCUCUUCAAGGACGAAGUAGAAGGUAUGAAGAACAGUUCAGGGGACAAAGUCGAGGACGAAGGCAGCGUGAUCCACUACGACAGCGUCGCUAUUGAGAGGCUGCUGGACCGAAGCCAAGACGACUCGGACGACUCGGACGUCCAAAACAUGAACGAGUACCUCAGCUCCUUUAAGGUGGCCCAGUACAUGGUCCGAGAAGAGGACAAGAUCGAGGAGAUCGAGCGAGAGAUCAUCAAACAGGAGGAGAACGUGGAUCCAGAUUAUUGGGAGAAACUGUUGCGGCAUCACUAUGAGCAGCAACAAGAGGACCUGGCAAGCAAGCUGGGGAAAGGGAAGAGAAAUCGCAAACCUGUCAACUACAAUGAUGCUGCACAGGAGGACCAAGAGUGGCAUGCUGACAUUUCAGAUAACCAGUCCGAGUAUUCAGUGGGCUCUGAGGAGGAGGACGAGGACUUUGACGAUCGGCCAGAGGGUCGAAGGCAGUCUCGUCGCCAGUUGAGGAAUGAGAGAGACAAACCUCUGCCUCCUCUCCUGGCCAGAGUUGGAGGAAACCUUGAGGUUUUAGGUUUUAACACCAGACAGAGAAAGGCUUUCCUGAACGCUGUGAUGCGCUGGGGGAUGCCAUCUCAGGACGCCUUCUCCUCUCAGUGGCUUGUCAGAGACCUCAGAGGAAAGACGGAGAAAGAAUUCAAGGCUUACGUGUCCCUCUUUAUGCGUCACUUGUGCGAACCAGUGGCCGAUGGCGCGGAGACAUUCGCAGACGGUGUUCCAAGGGAGGGCUUGUGUCGCCAGCCGGUCCUCACCCGCAUCGGCGUGAUGUCACUCGUCAAGAAAAAGAUUCAGGAGUUUGAGCACAUCAAUGGCCGCUGGAGUCUUCCUGAGCUCAAACCUGAGGUCAGCAUAGAUAAGACCUCUUCCAGGGCCUCCUCUCCUGCUGUGAAGACCGCCACGCCCACCCCUGACGCCAGCUACAACAACACACCGUGCACCUCCAAGCCAGCGACCCCUGCUACCUCAGAUAAGCUGGAGAAGAACGGAAAGGAGGGAGAAAAGGAGGAUGAGAAAGAGGAAGGAGAGGCGAUGUCUGAGAGAGAGAAAGGGAUGGAAAAAGAGAAGGACGAGGGGAAAGAGGAGGACAGCAAAAAUACCCCAGAAGUUGAAGAGCUUUCAUCUUCAACGAAAGAGGCGUUAAAAACAUCGUCCCCUGGUCAGAAAACCGAAGGCAAAGGAGAGAGCAACCUAAAGGAGGAGGAGAAGAAACAAACCGAUGACUCUGCUGCUGCUGCUGCUGCGACAACAAAGGAGAGUAAAGAAGAAUCAACGCAAGACACAGACGUUAAAGAGGAGAAAUCAGCAGGAGAAAAGUCUGUGGAGGAGAAUGAAAACGACAAAGAAAAGCAAGAGGAGAUACAGACGGCAGCAGAAGCGACAGACGCUAAGGAUAAGAGCGACGGAGCUGACGUAAAAAAAGAGGACGUUAAAGGUGAAAAGGAUGCUGGGAAAGAGGUGAAGGCAGCGAAGGAGGAGGCGCCAAUUUUCACCAGGGGGAACGGGAGGCCGCCGAUUGAGCGACCUCGCUUUAUGUUCAACAUUGCAGAUGGCGGCUUCACCGAGCUGCACACUCUGUGGCAGAACGAGGAGCGCGCUGCCAUCUCCUCGGGGAAGAUGAACGAGAUCUGGCACCGCCGACACGACUUCUGGCUACUGGCGGGAAUCGUGAUUCACGGCUACGCCCGAUGGCAGGACAUCCAGAAUGAACCUCAGUUCGCCAUUGUCAAUGAGCCUUUCAAGUCGCAGGCAAAUAAAGGCAACUUCUUGGAGAUGAAGAACAAGUUCCUGGCUCGACGAUUCAAGCUGUUGGAGCAGGCACUGGUGAUCGAGGAGCAGCUACGACGGGCGGCCUACCUGAACAUGACCCAGGACCCGAGCCACCCGGCCAUGGCGCUGAAUGCUCGCUUUGCUGAGGUGGAGUGUCUCGCCGAGUCGCACCAGCACCUCAGCAAGGAGUCGCUGGCGGGGAACAAGCCGGCCAACGCUGUCCUGCACAAAGUGCUGAACCAGCUGGAGGAGCUGCUGAGUGACAUGAAGGCUGAUGUCACCCGGCUACCGGCCACGCUGUCCCGAGUCCCGCCCAUCGCCGCCCGUCUGCAAAUGUCCGAGAGGAGCAUCCUCAGUCGACUGGCCAGCAAGGGCACUGAGACGCACACACCCCCGCCCAUUCCUCCAGGACCCUACGCAACCCCUCAGAACUACGGCGCCCCCUUCACCCCAGCACCCCCCAGUGCCCUACAUAUGGGAGGGGCCAACUACACUCAGAUGCCACCUGGAUCCUUCAUAUCAGAAGCCGCCGCCGCUGCCGGGGCCACCGGGGGAGCCGCUGGAGGGUCGGCCGCCGCUUGCCAGAAGACGAAGGAGCACGAUGUGGGGCAGCGGCAGCGGGUGGUGGACCUCUGGAAGGAUGGCAAGUCGGAGGGCGCCAUUGGGCAGGAGCUGAGAAUGCCCAAGUCGACGGUGCACAGCAUCAUUGUCAAAUACCGCCUCAGCAACACGGUGGAAAACCUGCCGCGCAACGGGCGACCCAAGAAACCCUGAGGCGAGAAGGAAACUCCGAGGAAAAAUCGACGACAAAGAAGAGAUCAAACUUCCUGACGUUGACAAAAAAACAGAUAUAAAAAGGAGAGAAGAAUACCUGAACUCAGGAGAAAGAGAGUCUAAAAAAGGACCCAAGGACAGAGCACAGUGACUCUGCUGGAAUGUAAGGAAUAAAAAGGGAGACUCAAAAACUGACUUGAUGGAUCGAUUAAGGAGGGCAGGCCAAAAGGAGAGGGCAUUAAAAGUGGCAUCCAUUAAAAGAAAACACUCAAAAUGAGAGUGGAAAGGUGCUGGCCAUGAGAUCAGGCACUAAUGAUGCGUGGGGGGAAAAUGAGGCAGAGAGAGAGAGAGAAAAGAGAAGACCUGUCUGGAACAAACAAAUCCUCUUGCAGAGAGAAGACGCUGCUGAAAAACUUCUGAUGUUAAUGGAAAAGAUGCUAGACUUAGCAGGGUAGGAAAAAAGAUGGUAUGUUAAUGCAAUCACAAGUUUGUCAAGAAUUUUGAGAUGAAGGCAGACAUGCAGGAAAAUGCAAAGGAAUAAGGACUUUUUUUUUCUUUUUCUAAAUCUUCUCAGACAGACUUCUUUCUUCUGUUUCUCCAUUUGCGCCUAAAAAAGAUUUCCCCCCGGAUCAAUUCUUCAUCUGCCGGCAGACUGAACAAGCAGGUCCCCUUGCUUUGACCCUGUACUCCCUCAUUCCUCCACACUCCUCCGUCUCAUACACACAUAUACAGUAUAUAUAUAUAUAUAUAUACACACACACACUUUGGACCUCAAACACAACCUAUAAACCUGAAGAGAACUUAAUUUAUCUGCGGAGUAGAGGCAGAUGAAGUCCAAACUUAAAAUAGAAUGGAGCUUAGUGGACUCAGGAUACCAUGCAAAAAACAAAAGACUGCAAAAAAAAAAGAAGUCUAAGUAUAAAGCACAGCUUCCCAUGGACUCCUUUGCCCCUGAAUUCCUGAGCCCAAACAAAAAGUGAAGCAAGAACUCUAAAUAUAAAAAAGAAAGAUGUUGCCUUUAACUAUUACAAGCAGAUUUUCUGACGGACUGAUUUGGAGGAUUGAAAUGUAUUACAAAGCAUAUUUACUAACACACCUUUAUUACAGGGGAAUCAUGCUCCAAUGAUUUUUACAUAUCCUGUCUUUAUGCCUCAUCACAUACAAUAUCAGUAUUUAGGAGAAGAGUCAAAGGCUGUAAUCUGUCAUCAGAAGAUAAAGGGAGACUCACUUUGAAGCCUGAAGAGACUUCUUUUGGUUCUUUAAGCUCCUUUUAUUGUGACAGCGUGAUGGAUGCCACGCUGGAAAAUGUCCCCCAAACUCAGAAAAUAAAACACUCUGGACUGUGUCA